Messenger RNA from Loa loa (African eye worm), 425 nucleotides. RefSeq lists its product as hypothetical. The annotation marks the transcript as partial. The transcript is spliced from 5 exons. Lineage: Eukaryota; Metazoa; Nematoda; Chromadorea; Rhabditida; Onchocercidae. The record is from RefSeq and is a predicted model, not a curated record.
UGCAAACAAAUGGUAUGCUUCAAUCAGUGAAAUGCAAAAAUCCAUAUGAUGAUAUUUUUAAUUUAUUAGCCUUAAAAUAUGCUAUCCUAAAGCAAAUUUGUGUAGGGAAUUCAAAUGAGCUUACAGCAAUGAAAAAACGAACUAAUACAUCAUCAGUCAAUGAUAACACAUGUGCUCUAUUUCUUAUUUAUAUGACAUCCAUUUCACCUGUUCAAUUAUCAAAUGAAUCACAAUGGCGAUCAGAGCGAUCUGAUCGAUCCGAAUCACGAGCAUCCAGUCGAUAUGUGCCACUCGAUCAUAGUGGUACCAUACGUAACACUUUGAGCACAAUGGUGGAUAGUGUGAAUGCGACAACAGAAUUAAUCCAACGAAAACAAAAUGAAUAUGUAAUGGGAGAAAGUCAUUUCAAACAGAAAUGGAAGUAA